Messenger RNA from Pseudogymnoascus verrucosus, 2106 nucleotides. RefSeq lists its product as uncharacterized. NCBI's taxonomy places the organism in Eukaryota, Fungi, Ascomycota, Leotiomycetes, Thelebolales, Thelebolaceae. The coding region runs from base 360 to 1766 and encodes 468 amino acids. The record is from RefSeq and is a predicted model, not a curated record. The transcript is spliced from 3 exons.
CUGCUUAUCUCGCCUCCACACGCUCAUCUUGAUCCUGAUUCUGAUCAUCAUCGCCAAACCCCAUAGGCAGCCCAGCGCUUCCUCUUACAUUCUUUCUCUUGGAUUGACGUCUACUCAACAUCCUCCUUUCUUCAAUACCUCACCGACGCUCCUUACGAGAAGAACCAGCUUCUUCUUCGCAAAACACUCGUUUUUUUAGGCAAUAGAAAAGCCAGGACAUUCUUUGUGCAUUUGAAGAGAGUAUCGAUUACUCUAGGGAAACGGACAAGAAAAAGCGAAUAUAACCUCAACCAAUUUCAACCUGUUGAUAUUUACACACAUACAACCAACCAAACAACAACAACUUCACCACCUUCAAGAUGAAGUUCACCCCAGCCAUCGCCGCGAUGGUCCUUGCGGGCUCCGCUGAUGCUUUCUGGCGCAUGGAGUGCCGUGGUCGUUCGGGUCUUGCUCGUCUCGAUCCCCUCGUGAACCCAGGAGUUGCGUCUGCCCACGCCCACACCAUCUUUGGUUCUUCCGGCUUCACCGCCACCUCUGGCAGUGAUGAUCUCCUCGCUGGCGACUGCACCUCGUGCGCCGUCACCGAGGACAAGUCCGCCUACUGGACUCCUCCCAUGUACUUCAAGGACGCUGCUACUGGCCAGUACAAGCUCGUCACCCAAGUUGGAGGCAUGCUUUCCUACUACUUCCUCAACUACGCCCCCGGCGAGACCAAGAUCACCGCCUUCCCCCACGGCAUGGAGAUGAUCGCAGGCGACUCCAACCAGCGCAACUUCACGGCCGGCGAGACCGCCCCAACCACCCAAAAGGGCCUCGCCCAAAAAGCCCUCGGCUUCAACUGCCUCAACUACAACCUGGCCGCCGAGGGCUCCCUCUACCGCCACUUCAUGCCCGACAAGGCCUACCUCGACGCCAACUGCAAGGACGGCAUCCGCGCCGAGCUCAUGUUCCCCUCGUGCUGGAACGGCAAGGACGUCACCUCCGCCAACAAGAUGGACCACGUCGCAUACCCCUCCUCCGUCAUGGACGGCACAUGCCCCGAGGGCUUCCCCAUCCGCCUCCCGGGUCUCUUCUACGAGACGAUAUGGAACACAGCCGAGUUCGACGGCGUGGACGGCGAGUUCGUCUUCUCCAACGGUGAUCCCACCGGCUACGGAUACCACGGCGAUUUCAUCAUGGGCUGGGAAGAGGACUUCCUCCAGUCCGCUGUCGAUACCUGCACCAACCUCUCCGGCCGCAUCGAGGACUGCCCCUUGUUCACUAUCCAGACUGAUGCCGUCGCCCAGACGUGCCUGAUCAAGGAGCCUACUGGAAUCCUCGCUUCUGUCCUCGCGGCUGAGAACCUCGUGGGACCUAUCCCCAGCCUUCCAGGUGGCGUGAAGCUCACCCCUGGCCCGGAUUACGUCGUCAAGGGCGCUGCUCCCGUCGCUGACGCUUCCACCGUGGUUGUCCCCACCCUUUCUCACUCUGCUGGAUCUACCGUCGCCCCCUCUGCCACCGCGGCACCAGGUGGCAUCUUCAAGGAGAACAACGCUGCUAUCGUCAAGGUUGCUGAUGUUGAGCCCCCGGCAACCACUGAGAAGCCUACGCUCGUCCUUGCUGCGAACCAGAAGAUUAGCUCGACUAGCUAUAUCACCCAGGGUGGGAGCGUGGUGGAGGUUAUUGUCAUUGAGGAGUUGACUACUGUUAUGGAUGAUGUGCAGACAAUGACAGUUACUGCUGCGUCGAGGAAGCGCGCGCACCGCCACGGUCGCCGCCACAACUAAGUCCAGUCCAGUACAGUGCGGAAGUUUCUGUUGGGUUUGGAUGUGAAGUGAUGGGAUUGGGUUGUUGAUGAGGGGGGUUAUGUUAUGAGGGGGGUUGUUUUGUGGAGGAGGGAGUUGUCUUUUAUCUUAUUCAUGCUACUUUAUUCUUUCUGCCUUCUAUGCGUUUUCGGGUUCCCCCCCCCCUUUCCACUCUUUGUCUCUCUAGAUGCGUCGUUAAGGCUUUCGUGCUCGUGCGGUUGGGUCUGAGACUGGGCUGUGCUGUAGCUGGGGCUGAUGGAACUGGGAGUUUUUUGAGUCUUGGGGGGGAGGGAUUGGAAGGGGGUUGGGUGGGGAGAUGAUG